UUUGAUAGGCAUGUUUGAAAAAUUAAGCUCAUUUCAUUAGAUUUGCCACACUGUCUAGGCCAGGAGUUAACCCAACAUUUUCACCGUCGACAAUAUUUAACAUUGGGGGCACGAAUAUGUCGAACGAUGUUUGCUUUGAAACUACUAUGGCACUUCGUGCAAGUCCUUGGCCCCGUAGAAUUGACGUAGCCUGCCAAGGCGACGUCGGAAGCUUCCGACUUUCCGAGUCAUAAUUUUUGGGCCGCAAUCCUCAAUCCGCGCCAAACUUCUGUCCGGCUGUGUUCUGAUGCCCGCACGCCUCUUUCGUUUUCCAAAUGUACAUUUCGCACGAAAAUUCACCUCACACCCCCGCGUAUCGCAAGCUCAGGCGCAGACGGCUGCUGCAGAGAGCAGUCAUCCUCUUUCCGCGCUGAAUACAGGCACCCCGUCGUUCUACGCUCGCAAGGCUACCACUACAAUGGAGACCACUAUAUUUCCUGUAAACCCGGACAAGCUGGGUAAGUUGAAGAUACAGGAGGCGGAUAAGCAGGAUCGAUUGAUCGAAGAGUGGGACAUUGAGUACGCGCAAGGGCAAGACUAUGAAAGUCUGCAGCGCGCGGCAAAAGAGCUGAAAGAGACGGAUACUCCAGUCGCAUUCCCAACAGAAACAGUGUAUGGUUUAGGCGCGGACGCAACGCGCAGCUCAGCUGUGCGUGCCAUCUUCGCUGCGAAGGGACGUCCUGCGGACAACCCUCUGAUCGUGCACGUUCACUCGCUAUCACAACUACGGUCUUUGCUUCGAGGAAGCGCGGAUUCUCCGGAGACCGCAGUGGACCCCAUUCCAGAAAUAUAUAAGCCAUUGAUCAAGAAGUUUUGGCCUGGUCCUCUCACAAUGAUAAUGCCAAAUCCUAAGGACUCGCAACUGGCUCCAGAAGUCACCGCAGGACUAAGCACGUUUGGUGCACGAAUGCCGCGCAGCAUCCUCGCGCUUGCGCUUCUCAGACUAUCCACCGUCCCGCUCGCAGCGCCUUCGGCGAAUGCAUCGACAAGACCGUCACCCACUGCUGCCGAACAUGUAAAAGACGACCUGGAAGGACGGAUAUCCACGAUCAUAGACGGCGGACCAUGCGAGGUCGGUGUUGAAAGCACGGUCGUAGACGGUUUGUCGCACCCGCCGUCUAUCCUGCGCCCCGGCGGCAUCACUGUCGAACAACUGCGGCAGUGUGCGGGGUGGGAGGAUGUAGUGGUGGGAUACAAGGACAAACACGAGCAGGACAUCAAGCCUCGAGCGCCGGGCAUGAAGUACAGGCAUUACUCACCGAAGGCGACGGUAGUGCUGUACGAGUCGGGAACCCCGGCUCCAGCUGUGAAGGGGCUAUUGGAUAAGGUCGCAGGACGGAAGAGCGUGGGAAUUGUGCGGACGAAGACGUGGGCGAAGAACCUGGGUCUCGCAGUUACCGAAAAGAAUGACGCUGUUGAUGCACAUACGAACGGGAUUUCGAGCUCAAUGGGAGGAGCACAGCAGGAUCCAUCGCACACUCCUGAGUCGAAUCUUUUGCGCUCGGUCAGACAACACCAAGUUCCUCACGCUGUACAUUGCACAUUCCAGCGCGAUUCAGAUCAAGGUCCGCUAUCUAUAUGGGACAUUGGACUAGGCAUAGCGACCGAAGACGUAGCGAGAGGCCUUUUCUCGGCGCUACGAGAGCUAGACAAGAAAGGAGUGGAUAUCAUUUUGGUUGAGGGGAUCGACGAUAAGAUAGGCGAUGACAUAGCGGCGGCGGUAAUGAAUCGCUUGAGGAAAGCCGCUGAGAUAAGAAUCUAAUGCUUAACUCUUCGAAAUAUACAAGCAGUCGCUGGAGAGAAGACUCCUCGUGCCUGUUCCUGCUGCGCAUGGACACUGUCUCUCUAUGCCAACCACCUAGUUUUCCCCGCUCUUGUCCUGGAACCAGUCCCUUCUCCUUCAUUAGCCCCAUCAAUCUCGAUAUGUCUA
Paraphaeosphaeria sporulosa is the source of this 1969-nucleotide messenger RNA. Its product is annotated as translation factor. The record is from RefSeq and is a predicted model, not a curated record. Gene Ontology annotation, biological process: regulation of translational fidelity. The transcript has a single exon. Gene Ontology annotation, cellular component: cytoplasm. Gene Ontology annotation, molecular function: tRNA binding; double-stranded RNA binding; nucleotidyltransferase activity. NCBI's taxonomy places the organism in Eukaryota, Fungi, Ascomycota, Dothideomycetes, Pleosporales, Didymosphaeriaceae. The coding region runs from base 287 to 1801 and encodes 504 amino acids.